Protopolystoma xenopodis is the source of this 675-nucleotide messenger RNA. The record is from the annotation of a GenBank genome assembly. Lineage: Eukaryota; Metazoa; Platyhelminthes; Monogenea; Polystomatidea; Polystomatidae.
AUGUUCACAAAUGGCAAGGUCCCUUGUAGUUACUACAUGUACAGGCUGGAAAAAUUUGCUCUGCUCUACGAUACGGCCCAAAUAAUUACAUUAUUUGAUGUGAGCAUACCUCACUAUGAGAAAACACAGAAUGAGACUACAAAGGAUAUGAACGGCUUGCGACCGCUUAAUCCAAAUGGUGCCUGCCUGCAUGAGGUGAAAACACAUUCUUCAUGUGUUAACUCCUUGGUUUCUUCAAUAGCCUUCUCGUUGAUUCUCGGUUUCGAUCUCCAGGGGACCCUAAGACUAGUGGCCUGGACUCUACUAUUCGACUUUAUUGGGGUUGCAUGUCUUAUCGCUACGAUAUUAUGGGUCGCUGUCAAUCACUGGAUGCUGAUGUAUCAAGCGGAAGAGAAAAACAACAGUUCACCUCGCCGGACUUACAGCAAGAGGACCCCUGUCUCGCUUGAGGACCAGGAGCCACUGAAGGUUGAAUGGGCCUACGCACUUGAUGUACAUAUAAACGCCUACCUGCCUGCAUUUACCACCAUCCAUAUCUUCCAACUUCCUUUCGUGUACCAUGUCAUUUAUCGGGACUGGCUUGCCUUUCUCAUAAUCGGGAACACAUUCUGGCUGGUAUCCUGUCUGUACUACCUCUACAUAGUCUUUCUUGGUUUUAACAGUAAGUCACUUUAA